AAGCCGAGCCCUCGCUGCCAGCUGAAUCAUUCAAAGCUCCGACUCCGCUGCGUGCACACAGAUCGCCCAAACCGAGUCGACAGACACUCCAAGUGGAACGCUAUUUUCUGUGGAUUACGCGAGUUUCAUUCAUUCAACAAAGACAGUGAUCACCAUGGUGCUGGAGAUGGAAAUGUCCAAGACCUAUCAGUACCGCAAGGUGAUGAAGCCCAUGCUGGAGAGGAAGCGUCGGGCGCGCAUCAACAAGUGCCUGGACGAGCUGAAAGACAUUAUGGUGGAGUGCCUCACCCAGGAGGGGGAGCACAUCACACGCCUGGAGAAGGCCGACAUCCUCGAGCUGACCGUCGAGCACAUGAAGAAGCUGCGGGCCCAGAAGCAGCUGCGCCUGAGCAGCAGUGUGUCGCCCAGUGCCUCCUCCGCGGACUCCAAGCUGAGCAUCGCAGAGAGCUUCCGCGCCGGCUACGUACAUGCAGCCAACGAGGUAUCCAAGACUUUGGCUGCCGUUCCCGGUGUUACCGUCGAUCUCGGCACACAGCUGAUGAGUCAUCUGGGCCAUCGUCUCAACUAUCUGCAAGUGGUGGUGCCUACUCUGCCCAUUGGCAUGGGUGUGCCGCUCCAGACCCCAGUCUCGGGUGUGGAUGACGCCGCCCUGGUCACGCCGCCUCCGUCGGAAUGCGGCAGCCUGGAGAGCGGCACCUGCAGCCCGGCUCCCAGCGAGGCCAGCUCCACCUCUGGUCCCAUGUGGCGUCCUUGGUGAGCGGUGAAGAAGCAUUCUGGAUUCGCCUUCAAGAGGAAGGCCUUCUCAACUCAACCCAACUGAGCGCCAGCUGAACCGAGAGGUCAUUGGUAGUACUGCGCUGGAAUGGAACCGCGCAGCCAAUAUGUUCCCACCGCUGCUGCUCAGACGCCGCUCUCCGAGAGAGCCCUGCAUCCGGGCUAUGGAUAGCGGGCGUCGCCCUAUUAUUGAGAGAAUUUAAUUGAAAUCGAAAUAAAAAU
Drosophila pseudoobscura is the source of this 996-nucleotide messenger RNA. It is a transcript of the gene E(spl)mbeta-HLH, whose product is annotated as Enhancer of split mbeta, helix-loop-helix. The record is from RefSeq and is a predicted model, not a curated record. Gene Ontology annotation, biological process: anterior/posterior pattern specification; regulation of neurogenesis; regulation of transcription by RNA polymerase II. Gene Ontology annotation, cellular component: nucleus. The transcript has a single exon. Gene Ontology annotation, molecular function: protein dimerization activity; DNA-binding transcription factor activity, RNA polymerase II-specific; RNA polymerase II cis-regulatory region sequence-specific DNA binding. The coding region runs from base 155 to 757 and encodes 200 amino acids. Lineage: Eukaryota; Metazoa; Arthropoda; Insecta; Diptera; Drosophilidae.